Messenger RNA from Podospora anserina S mat+, 1008 nucleotides. RefSeq lists its product as uncharacterized. The transcript is spliced from 3 exons. Lineage: Eukaryota; Fungi; Ascomycota; Sordariomycetes; Sordariales; Podosporaceae. Bases 1 to 1008 code for a protein of 335 amino acids. The record is from RefSeq and is a predicted model, not a curated record.
AUGAUCCCAUCACCCUCAGGAAGUCCUGGCCGAGGAGACCGACCUGUCUCAGACAUCUUAGACUCGCCCAUAACCAGAUCACCGCCGCCACCACCGCCGCCACCACCGCCGCCUCGGAAAGAGUUCAAAGCCUACGGUCAAGAUUACCAGUACGCCGAAACUUGGUCCAAUCCGCUUCCAGAGUUUAUCGUUCACAACCCUGGUACCAAGAACGACGACCCCGGUGCGCUAGAAGCAGGAACGGCCGGAGUUACGGGGGGAAUUGGAGCAACGACCAGAGCGGGGCCAAGACCUGAGAGUCUCGACGGCACUCAAGAUACCAGUGCCAGCAUGGAUUACCAGGGGAAUAUUUCACAUCAUCGUCCCGACACUGUCGGGUCUAAGGGAUCCGUCAUGAGGGAAGCGGUCUGGGUACCGCCCUACGAGAAACCCUGGUACAGAAAGCUCACCCAUCUUCAAUGGCUCAUCGCCACCGUUACUGUUCUCGGCAUCCUUGCGGUUGUUCUUGCGAUUCUGGGAGCGAUGGGUGUUCUCACCGGGACAGCUGGUACUCAGUCGACCUCUGGCGCUGCCAACAGCACAAGCAGUGGCGCCUCAACAUCGUCUUCAACGACAUCAUCAUCAUCACCAGCUCGACCAAGCCCAACAUCACAGAAUCUCGACAACUUUUGCAAAGACUCGGAUUCAUUUCUCAAAGACGUCGGCAUCUACAGCAUCCAAGUCGAUGGUACGACGAACUGGGAGCAAGGAUUUGAUUCUGCCACCACGGCGGAACUCUGCUGCAAUGCUUGCUUCAAAGCUUCGAAUUGUGCCGGCUGGUUACAUACCGGCAUCGACUUCACACCCUGCACGCUUUUUUCUCUCAAGGAGGGCAUUUUCGACGAGGCAAAGGAUAAGGACAAGUGCCCGAGGGGUCAGGCGAACGUGAUCACUUUUAAGGAGGAUAACGCGAAGAAGGGUGCCUCUGCGGCAAGGGGACCUUGUAGCAACGGUUUCAAGUUCGGCUAG